AUGUCGUUCGACAGACCCGAAGUGUACAGUGCGCCCGUUCUGCAAGGUGAUUCAGCUAAUGAAGAUGAUAACACGGAGAUUGUCAAGUCUUUUAAAAAUUUUGUACUGGAAUUCAGGCUGGGGUCGCAUUUUCUGUACAGAGACCAACUGAGGAACAAUCUGUUGGUCAAAAACUACUCCCUCGUGGUCGAUAUGGAACACCUGAUAGGGUAUAAUGAAGAUCUUUACAAAAGGCUGGCGGACGAACCAUCGGAUGUCGUGCCGCUGUUUGAAGUCUCGAUAACUGAGGUGGCCAAGAGAAUUGCGCUGCUUUCCAAGGUGCAGCAAUCCCAUGUAGAUUUGGCCUCUGAAGAUGUGUCCAAUUUCCCGACUUUUCAAUUGAUCCUGACCUCGAAGGCGAAUCAGAUUCUAUUGAGAGAACUGAAUUCGGAGCAUGUAGCAAAGAUUGUCAGGUUUUCAGGCAUAAUUAUAUCAGCGUCGGUCCUAUCGUCAAGAGCGACAUACCUUUCGUUGAUGUGUCGCACCUGUAGGCAUACCAUGUCUCUGAGAAUAAACAAUUUUAAUUCCAUCAGUGGUGGUUCAGUGAACUUGCCACAUUCAUGUCAAUCAACCGUGGCAACGGCCAAUAAUGACAAUCCAACCGAAGAGUUUUCCAAGAAAAACUGUGGUCCUGAUCCAUAUAUCAUCAUCCAUGAAAGUUCAAGAUUUAUUGAUCAGCAAUUCCUAAAGCUGCAGGAAAUCCCGGAGUCUGUUCCAGUUGGUGAAAUGCCACGUAAUAUUCUGAUGACCUGUGAUAGAUAUCUGACGAAUCGCGUUGUUCCAGGUACAAGAGUAACAGUUGUGGGCAUUUAUUCGAUCUAUCAAUCAAGGAAAAAAGCUGGUGCUGGUUCAUCAAAUGGUGUCGCAAUAAGAAAUCCAUAUAUCAAAAUAUUGGGAAUCCAGACAGACCUAGAGACCGCCAAUUUUUGGAACUCUAUUCAAAUGUUUUCUGAAGAGGAGGAAGAAGAGUUUUUAACAAUGAGUAGAAGAUCGGAUGUCUAUGAUCUUUUAACAAAUUCAAUUGCACCAUCAAUUUAUGGCUCAAAAGAUAUCAAAAAAGCAAUAGUUUGUUUAUUAAUGGGUGGUUCAAAAAAACUUCUUCCGGAUGGCAUGAGAUUGAGAGGUGAUAUAAAUGUUCUGCUGUUAGGUGAUCCUGGUACUGCAAAAUCCCAAUUACUAAAAUUUGUCGAAAAAAUCGCUCCAAUUUCUGUCUAUACUUCGGGCAAAGGUUCCUCUGCUGCUGGUUUAACAGCUAGUGUUCAAAGAGAUCCAAUGACAAGAGAAUUUUACCUUGAAGGUGGAGCAAUGGUCCUUGCCGAUGGUGGUGUCGUUUGUAUUGAUGAAUUUGAUAAGAUGAGAGAUGAAGAUCGUGUUGCAAUUCACGAAGCAAUGGAACAGCAAACUAUUUCUAUUGCAAAGGCUGGUAUUACAACAGUUCUAAAUUCAAGAACAAGUGUUUUAGCCGCUGCAAACCCAAUUUAUGGUCGUUACGAUGAAUUAAAAUCUCCAGGUGAAAAUAUUGACUUUCAGACAACUAUCCUAUCUCGUUUCGAUAUGAUUUUUAUUGUCAAAGAUGAUCAUAAUGAACAACGGGAUAUUUCAAUUGCAAAUCACGUUAUGAAUAUUCAUACAGGCCGUACUUCAAACGUUGAGUCGGCAUUGGAAAAUGAAGGAAUGGAAAUUAGUAUGGAAAAGAUGAAGAGGUAUAUAACAUACUGUAGACUCAAAUGUGCUCCAAGACUCUCAGCAGCAGCUGCUGAAAAACUUUCAUCGCAGUUCGUUAGCAUUAGAAAACAAUUGCUUAUUAAUGAAUUGGAAUCUACAGAGAGAUCUUCCAUUCCAAUUACCAUUCGUCAAUUGGAAGCUAUUAUACGUAUUACUGAAUCACUGGCGAAGCUAGAAUUAAGCCCAGUGGCUCAUGAAAGGCAUGUAGAUGAAGCAAUAAGACUAUUCCAGGCCUCAACGAUGGAUGCUGCCUCACAAGAUCCUGUUGGCGGUUUGAACUCAAGCAAUUCUAUGGCAGAAAUCCGUCGCAUUGAACAUGAAUUGAAAAGAAGACUACCAAUAGGUUGGUCAACAUCCUAUCAAACAUUAAGAAGAGAAUUUGUCGAUUCCAAUAGGUUCUCGCAAGGUGCUCUAGACAAAGCUUUAUAUAUUCUGGAGAAGCAUGAUACUAUUCAGCUUAGGUACCAAGGUCAAAAUAUUUAUAGAAGCAGUGCAUAG
Zygotorulaspora mrakii is the source of this 2262-nucleotide messenger RNA. RefSeq names its product MCM DNA helicase complex subunit MCM5 (gene MCM5). Bases 1 to 2262 code for a protein of 753 amino acids. Gene Ontology annotation, biological process: double-strand break repair via break-induced replication; DNA replication initiation; DNA replication. The record is from RefSeq and is a predicted model, not a curated record. The transcript has a single exon. Lineage: Eukaryota; Fungi; Ascomycota; Saccharomycetes; Saccharomycetales; Saccharomycetaceae. Gene Ontology annotation, molecular function: single-stranded DNA binding; single-stranded DNA helicase activity; DNA replication origin binding. Gene Ontology annotation, cellular component: MCM complex; nucleus.